This is a messenger RNA of Phanerochaete carnosa HHB-10118-sp, 570 nucleotides long. RefSeq lists its product as uncharacterized. The record is from RefSeq and is a predicted model, not a curated record. Bases 1 to 570 code for a protein of 189 amino acids. The transcript is spliced from 3 exons. Lineage: Eukaryota; Fungi; Basidiomycota; Agaricomycetes; Polyporales; Phanerochaetaceae.
AUGUCUCCUGUUCAAUGCCGGCCCUUCAACGACCUCCUUGCCACCCGCAAUGCUGCAGCAUCAAUGCUCUCCUUCGACAAGAGUCUUAGGCCCGUAUUGGGACUGAUCAUUCAAGCCAGGUUUGUUACGACAAGAGACUUACUCAGCAACUAUUGCGUGCCAAAUACCUUUAUGGCUGCGUAUACCCUGUGGUCCAUGCGGGUACAUGAAAGAGACAAGCUGGACGGUCUGGUUACAGAGUCUGAAUUUGCCCAACUAUUCAAGUGUCGGAUCUGCCACGAGUCCUGGACUUCCAUGGAUCUUCUUCAAUGUGGUGUCCACACUGUGGAAGCUCUAUUGGCCUACAGUGAUGGAGGCGACAUCUGGCAUAGUUAUCACCACUUGGCAUGUCAGCCCACUCUUACGAGAGCUCUGCCAACUAUCAACCACGAAACCCCAAGUAUCCUGGAGGGUUGGAAGGCCGGACUCCCGCAUUUCACUAGAAACUAUUCCCAUUGUCGGAUUAUGGACGACAUGGCCCUGCAGCGAGAAUGGUACAAUAGGAUAGACAGUGGUGGCGGUCUUGUGUAG